AUGACCAUUAAGGAAAUCGAAGAUACGUCAAAAUGGCGUCUUGUGUCCAGCUCAAUCAUUCCGGACCCCAAGCAUGCUGUCAAAGAGCUCAUAGAUAAUGCGAUAGACGCUGGAGCCACCAGCAUUUACGUUGACAUAGAUUCUAACACAAGCGGUUGUCAUUACAUUUGCGUUAGGGACGAUGGUUCUGGCGUAGAUAAAGCUGAUAGGAAUGCAAUGUGCUUGAACCAUGCCACUAGCAAAAUAAGGUCGCAGGAUGACCUAUCCCACUUGAAGACUCUGGGAUUCAGAGGACAGGCGCUCUUUUCUCUAGCAACAUUAGCCAAUAAGAAAGGUUCUAUGGAAAUUACAACAAAGAGUAAGUCUGAAAGUGUUGGCGAGAAGUGGCUGGUGCCCAAAGAUGGCCUUACCAAAGGUAUAGACCGUAAAAAGGUCUCAUGUCCGUCAGGCACUACAGUACUGAUCAAAAACCUCCUGCUGGGAUUGAGAGCCCGGUAUUUACACACAGUAGCUAGGGCGGCAAGAAGCAAUGAAGAGAUUCACCGUCUAACACAGCACUACUCUUUGAUUUUCCGAUCAAUUCGAUUCCACUUUUGUCUUGUUACUGUCGACAAGGAUGGUCAAGUAACGAGGAAGCAAUUGCAACAAUCCUUGGAACCAAACCUUUCAAGAGUACGAGCCCUCUCAAUAGCAUCAAAGUUGAGGUCGCCAGUCUCAGAUAACUUCCUCGUUAACGAUAAUUUGCCUGUCAAUAAGUUUAUUCAUUUGAAUGUCAUACUGCCAAGAAUGCAGCCGCAGACAGACGUCUGCGGGCUCAACAAAAAUAAGAGGUUUCUCUCCGUUAACAAUCGAAUCAUUUCGCUUCAACUGAACUUUGGGACUUCAGUCGCCAAAAUAGUUAAUAAAAUUUACCGUGAAGCAAAUUUAAUGGAUCCAACGACCUGGUAUAUUAACUUCGAAUGUGACGCAAGAAUUUUGGACGUGAAUGUUGAACCGGGAAAAAAUGAUGUUAUGAUUAAGGACGUAUCCAUCGUCAUGCGUCAACUGGAGGAGUCUCUCUCUGCGUAUAUUGUGGCGGAGUUGGGCAAGAAAGGAUGUGAAGAAAUCGAAAUGACCGGGCGAAUUCCAAGGCGUCCAGGCAUAUGUCAGGAAGCUACUGUGACAAGCCAAAAGCCAGGUAACAAUGGAGGUGUAUCCACGGUUAACGGUGAUCAGCACGCUGGGAAACAGGGGGAAAUCAAACGAAAUGAAUCACUGCUUCCUUCAGCGAAUGAAAAUGUACGCUCAGUCGGAAGCACAUCGGCGCUGCGAUGCGCCAAGCGCCAAGCUGCAUCUGAUUAUGUGUAUCCAGAUGAGAUUCGAUGGAAGUGCAACUUAAAUUCGGAUGAUGCGGUUGGAACACAGGAAGUAACCAAUCGCCAUUGCUCAUCGUCGCUGGAAAGCUCGCCAAUCCCGGGCUGUGAGAAUGAGGAUAUGGAGGUGGCACGAAACAUAUCCCUUUCGAACCCGUUCAUGAUCGCAAAGCUGAAGCACUUCAGCGUAAAGCAGCGCAAAAUUGAAGUACCGCAGAAGAAUCUUGAUAAUUCGAGCUCCCAUGAUUCCGCUGAUGUUGCUCACCUCGAAUCGAGAAGAUAUCUGGAAAGUGCACCUACUUAUCCGCGAGCGGAUUUCAAGCAACCUAGCUUGUCAUCCACCUGCGGUGAUACAACGCUGAUAGAUGAAGAGAUUGUAGAUGAGGAAAGGAUAGGCCAUAAAGCCUGCUUAGCUUCAAGAAGGCUACGACUGUAUUCAGAGCAUACAGAAGGCGUUACACAGUCUGUCGACUACAAUUAUGGCAAGUACAGUCAAAGUGCUUACAAAAACGAACUACAGUGGUUAAGCAGAGAUUCUGAUCCGAAAAACCGCGUAACCGAAAGCCUUAUUGCCCUUUCAAAGGACCUGAAGGACAAGAGAAUUUCGCUCUCUCGCGCAAAAGAGGGAUGGUUCAUACUGACCAACUGA
This is a messenger RNA of Torulaspora globosa, 2001 nucleotides long. It is a transcript of the gene MLH2, whose product is annotated as mismatch repair protein MLH2. The record is from RefSeq and is a predicted model, not a curated record. NCBI's taxonomy places the organism in Eukaryota, Fungi, Ascomycota, Saccharomycetes, Saccharomycetales, Saccharomycetaceae. Gene Ontology annotation, molecular function: mismatched DNA binding; ATP hydrolysis activity; ATP binding. The coding region runs from base 1 to 2001 and encodes 666 amino acids. Gene Ontology annotation, cellular component: MutLalpha complex. Gene Ontology annotation, biological process: mismatch repair. The transcript has a single exon.